Messenger RNA from Staurois parvus, 388 nucleotides. NCBI's taxonomy places the organism in Eukaryota, Metazoa, Chordata, Amphibia, Anura, Ranidae. The record is from the annotation of a GenBank genome assembly.
UAGUGGGACUAUGGCAGACAUUCUGACACGGGGGGGGGAACUAACUUGGUGUCACUGAGACCCCAGUGACACCAAUACAGUGAUCAGUGCUGAAAAAAAAACACUGACACUGUACUAAUGGCAAUGGGCAGGAAGGGGUUAAUGUGAGGGGCAAUCAAAGGGUUAACUGUGUGCUGGGAGUGUUCUACUGGGGGGUGGGGGGGUGUUCUUCACUGUAAGCACCUUGAUCGGGAUGGCUGUACUGUGGACAGCCAUCCCGAGCAGUGUGCUUGAGCUGACAAAGAGAGAGACCUGUGUUGUUUACACACAGGUUUCUCCCAUGUCAGCUUUCCCAGAUGAUCGCCGGGUGCCAGUGAGGAAUCUCCGGCCGGGACCCGGUGAUUUGACA